Messenger RNA from Pseudo-nitzschia multistriata, 2038 nucleotides. Lineage: Eukaryota; Bacillariophyta; Bacillariophyceae; Bacillariales; Bacillariaceae. The record is from the annotation of a GenBank genome assembly.
CGGCAAAUUGAUCACGAUUUUGUCCCCCCCAUCGUACGGUACCAAGCAAUACCAGCAAGAGUAUCGUACCGUACGGUACGUACCGGUACUGUGUGUAACUAACGAGAACGAAAAAYAAGCAACACACGAGGCAGGUCGGAACGCAAUGGCCAACGACGUCCUCAACRCCUCCUUGUUCCUGUUCAAUAGUAACUCUAGAAUACAACCUUCCGUCGAAAAGAAUAACCAUGGCGACCGAUGCAGACAUUGUCCCACAGGCCUUGACGGAUUUCGUCUUUGACCUCUAUGAUUCCGUCACACUCUCGCAAUUGACCGAGGAACAGAGCACACUAUACGACGUCGUGUUUGCGGACUUGAGUCAAAAGGUGUGUUUUCAUAAAGSUUUUCAAUUCUGAACUCCGACGAGUGCAUUGUCUUUGUGAUAUGCACCUACAAAUAAUCUAUUUAUGAUUGUUUUCUCACUGGUAUCGCUUUCCGUGCUCUCGGUCUUCGUUAUUUUUGUCUCGUCAGUACUUUGCUUCCUCUCCAUGGCCUUCUCCCGCCGCUAUUGCAACCGAGUGCAACGGAGAUCCUCUGUUUCUUGCGUUUUAUCGUGAAUUGACGCACCGCCACUGGCAUGCCGUGAGUCGACCCUCSCUUCGCGAGCGAAUGGAGGGAUGGGACGUCUACCGAGAACUCUUUGACGAAUUGCUCGAGGGUGCCGAGGAAGACUCGACUUCCAGCCAACCAAAGCUAUUCAUCUUGCCGGGAUGGGCAUUUGAAAUUUUGCACGAGUUUGUUUACCAAUUCCAGGGAUUUUGCCAGUUCCGCACCACCCUGUUCGCAUCCGCCAACAAGUACAAGCUUCUCCAAUCGGCCGAUUCGGAUGGCGACGGUGCUCCCGCACCCAGCGGAAAACGUGGACCUCCGCAUCACGUCGUAGAAAACUUGGCUUUGAUGCAGGAAGACGCYGCGAAAGAAUGCUGGAGUGUUGACACCGUCAUGUAUUACUUGCAUCGAUUCGUAGAAAUUGGAACAAAUCCCAAGUGCACCGUCCCAGCGUAUCAAUACUUUGGAAUUUUCGCAAGYGUUGCCCUCAGCCGCCUCGAGUGUCUUUUGACGGACUACCCGGCAUCUCUGGAAGCUCUUGCACCCAUCUUGGAAAAUUCAACCACCACGGUUGUCAAGCACGACCAGGAGACCAAGACCUUCACCCAAGUCAUUCAGAGUGUUUUCCCGGCCCGGUUGAGUUUGACCUACCACGCAGGAAUUUCAUUUUUGAUGCUCCGGCGCUACAAAGACGCUGCGACGACGGUGGGAGACCUCUGCACUUACAUGCAACGUGGAUUCAAGACGGGACAGCUUCGCUCCAUGCCGAACGUUGAUCAGCUCUAUAAGAAUUUCGAUAGGAUGAUUGCUUUGUUAGCAAUUUGCACUCAUAUCUGUCCCCAGACCAACUUGGUAGAGGAAUCUAUUGGCAGGACGAUUCGCGAAAAACACGGAGCACAGAUGUCGAAAGAAGCCUUCACCGAGCUCUUUGUUUUCUGUGCCCCCAAAUUUAUUUCUCCGGCUAUUCCCGACUUCGUUACCUCGGGAUCAGUCGACAAUGCUUACAAGCAACAAAUUUACCUUUUGGAACAGGAAUUGAAGGACCAGGCUGCCUUCCAAACGCUGCGAUCUUACCUGAAGUUGUAUACAUCCAUUCCCACUUCCAAACUGGUCAACUUUGGUAAUAAGGAAAAUACCCUCGCUAGCUUGAAGCUSAAGAUGCGUCAGUUGGAGCUUUCCAASUCCGAGAUUCCCUCGCUGAAGGAAGCCACUUUGAAAUCCGCUCUCGAUAUUCAGUACUACGCGGAAAAGGUAGAGGGCGCCAACGACGAGAUUGUGCAUGUAGACGAAGCAGAAAAGCAACGUCGAUAUGAAAAUUACUUUUUCGGACAGGCCACACAGUCAUACGAUAUUCGAAAAACUGCGAAGGUCAUCGACACAUCGUUGUAAAGGAUGUGUUGACCCUCUUUGCAAGUCUCGUUGCAUCUCUAAAUUAAUCAGUUACCAAAUA